CAAUUGCAUCACUCACACCACGUUCUAUACAUAGCUGGCGACGCGCGCCUACUGAGUUUCAGAAUCUCUGAGGACGAUAGCCGCCUGCCAACCAGACCCACUCAGCACGCUGCAUACGACCGCUCCACCCAAACGACUAGUGGGACUCUGUUGACACUCAGUGGCAUAAAAGGACAGUGUGCGAAUUCUGAACUCAUCCAGAAACCUGUCCUACACAUUUUGAAAUACCCCCUAUUCGGUCCACAGAAGAUAUACAAAUCGCAGUCAUGGCGAAUUUCGUCGCCAAGAUUGCUGCGAAGAAGAUGCUUGCUGGCGAGCUGAGCAAGUACAAGAGCAAGGCGCCAGGUGGCGAAUAUGACCCAUAUUAUGAUACCAUUCCGCAUCCCAGAAAGCCCAACAAGACGAAGAAGGUCAAGAAGCAAAUCCCCGCCUACAUCCCUCCUCGCGAUGCCGAAGUCCUAGCCCGUGCUCGCAAACGAGCCUAUCGCCUUGACUACUGCCUGUUCAACCUCUUCGGUGUCCGCUUCGGGUGGUCGUCGGUCAUCGGACUGGUUCCGGUGGCUGGUGAUGCACUCGACUUUGGACUGGCUGUUCGGCAUGUGUACAAGAUGUCGGAGUGCACAGGGGGCCUUACGUUAAAAAUGUUGUCCCUCAUGAUGCUCAAUGUCCUGGUCGAUUUCCUAUUCGGUUUGAUUCCAUUCGUGGGCGACUUGGCGGAUGCCAACUUCAAAUGCAACGCGAAGAAUGUGAGGAUCCUCGAGGAACAUCUUGAUAAACUAUACAAACCGAAGGAACUCGUGGAUAAGGAUAAGGAAUACUUCAAAAGCAUCAAGAAGAAGCCAAGGCCUGCAACGGUGUAUGAGGAUUUCUCCGACGAGGAGGACGAAAGGAGAAAUGACACUUCUUUCGAGAGUUCUGGGAACGUACAGCAGCCGGAACAAGCAUUUUCUGGACGGAGGGAAAGGUUGCGAGAUGAGGAGAUGGGGCUGUCGCGGAACAAAGAUACUCGGUAAAUGGCGGAGGCACACCUUCUUUUGAUUCCUUGACUUCUGUUUGAUCUUCGAUGGUGUUGGCUCGGAUACGAUAACUUGACAGAAUCAUAUUAGCGUUGAUCUGCAAAGUCUACUAUUAGGAUAACUCUCCGUGUCAUCGUAAUCUCUUUUGAGCGCUGCGCGUACUGUUCGAGAGCGUCCUCUUCCAAAUAUCAUAAUAGAACAUGGUUAGCAUUGUCUCUUCUCCUGAAUCAAGCUUCUCCAGAGC
Molecule: messenger RNA, 1260 nt
Organism: Westerdykella ornata
Lineage: Eukaryota; Fungi; Ascomycota; Dothideomycetes; Pleosporales; Sporormiaceae
Exons: 2
Coding region: 267-1013 (248 amino acids)
Source: RefSeq, a predicted model, not a curated record